This is a messenger RNA of Colletotrichum abscissum, 1227 nucleotides long. RefSeq names its product aminotransferase class-V. The coding region runs from base 1 to 1227 and encodes 408 amino acids. The record is from RefSeq and is a predicted model, not a curated record. The transcript is spliced from 4 exons. Lineage: Eukaryota; Fungi; Ascomycota; Sordariomycetes; Glomerellales; Glomerellaceae.
AUGGCAUCCCAGAUAGACAUCGCUGCUGUUAGAAGCAAGUUCCCUGCCCUGGGCCAAGACCAGGUCUUCUUCGAUAAUGCAGGUGGAAGUCAGACGCUGGCCACAGUCAUUGAGUCCAUCCGGGACUAUCUCAUACAAAGCAACGUCCAGCUAGGCGCGUCUUACAAAGUCGGCCAGAAGGCGACGGCCUCCUAUGGCGAAGGCUAUCAGGCCGGCGCAAAGUACAUCAACGCAUCCUCUGACGAAAUCGUCUUUGGUGCCUCGACAACUCAGCUCUUCCGCAACCUAUCCCACACCUUCACCUUUGACAAGGGCGACGAAAUUGUCGUAUCAGCAGUCGACCACGAAGCCAACAUCGCCUCCUGGGUCGAUCUCGCCGCCCGCCAAGGACUCGAGCUAAAGUGGUGGAAGCCCACAGACGCAUCCUCGACAACGAACCCAAAGCUAACAACAGAGAACCUGAAGCCCCUACUCUCGGACAAGACCCGCCUGGUAACCCUCACGCACGCGAGCAACAUCCUAGGCACGAUCCACGACAUCGCCUCCGUAGCCUCCCUCGUCCACGCCUCCACCCCGAAAGGCCUCGUCUGCGUCGACGGCGUGGCCUACGCCCCGCACCGGCCCAUCGACGUCAAAGCCCUCGGCGUCGACUUUUACGCAUUUUCGUGGUACAAGGUCUACGGCCCGCACACGGCCAUGCUGUACGCGAGCCGGGCCGCGCAGGACGCGCACAUGCGCUCCAUCGGCCACUUCUUCAACCCGAGCGAGUCCCUCGAGGGGAAGCUCGGGCUCGCGGGCGGCAGCUACGAGCUGGUCUCGGCCGUCCCGCGGGUGCUGGAGUACCUGGGCACGCCCGACUCCCAAGGCUGGAGGGGGAAAGUCGAGCAGGAGGGGCAGCUCCAGACUACUCUGCUCGAGUACCUCAACGGCCGGGGCGACGUGACGAUCUACGGCGAGACCGAUGCCGGCACCGACCGCCGCGUUCCGACAAUCAGCUUCCGAGUGCAGGGGUGGGGCACCAAGGACCUCGUCAAUGCCGUAGAGAACGAGUCCGAGUUUGCCUUCCGAUGGGGCCACUUCUACUCGUACCGGCUGAUCAAAGAGAUUCUGCAACUCGACCCUGCCGACGGCAUUAUUCGGGUUAGCAUGGUGCAUUACAACAGCCUCGAUGAAAUCAAGGGGUUUAUUGCGGCCUUGGAUAAGGCAUUGCAACAAAAGACCAAAUAA